GAGAGACCACGUGCGUGACGUAAUGUAUCCGGAUCUCCAAGAUUUAUUCAGCAGCGAACGUCACCCAUUCAAUACUCAUCCUCAUCCAUCAAUUCGACAUACACCGAGCAAAGUAGUAAACGAACUCGGUCAAGAUGGUUUUCCGCUUUCCCAAAGUCUUCGAUCCAAUAACCCUCUUCCACAACCCGAAGCUGGCCCCCUCAACCCGCGUCCUCACCCUCCUCAAGCAAGCCUCCGUAACCGCCUCGGAAACAGCAACAGAAGACCAAGCAAGCGACUACUCCUCCCAGAUCGCGAAGCAGCGCGGCGAAUUCGAUCUUCAGAUCUCCACUGCCCCGCCCACCACGGAUCAAUUGAGGAGUAUCCUUGAGUUCAUCUCGCCCGGUGGUGUUGGGGGUACGACGCCUAUUGCUGCUGCUGGGGGGAACGUGAAGAGGUUGGUUUAUAAGCCUAGUGAUUUGGUUGUGGGGGCGAAGGAUGCAGAGGAUGCCAUUAGGAGGUUUAAGGAGGAUCAGAGUCGGUUUGUGAGGCCGGUUACUGUUGAUUGGACUGGUGGUAGGGCUAUUAUUGGGGAUAAUGAGUCGGAGAUUUUGAAUAUGGUUCGUCUUGCUUGGCCGGCGGAGUAAAUCCUGGUUAUUCAUGGUGUCCAAAGGACUUGCAUGUCUAUUGUCAUGAGUGAAUAGACAGUUGUGCUACCCGUUUAAGUAAAUAGGUAUUGAGGAUAUGAACAGUGCUCUGAAUGUGAUUUGGUCUAUUUAACGAAUGUCGUGUUGUUU
Molecule: messenger RNA, 776 nt
Organism: Monascus purpureus
Lineage: Eukaryota; Fungi; Ascomycota; Eurotiomycetes; Eurotiales; Aspergillaceae
Source: the annotation of a GenBank genome assembly